CUGAUCGUGACAUGACGCUCUCCGACACGACCAACCUCUCUGUCCACUCGCACAAGCCCACCAUGGACGAGCGUAAGAGAUCCAUCCAGCCCGACUCGGACGACAUCUAUCCCAGCAAGCGCCACCAGCCCACUCAGAAUGCGCCCCAGAUGAGGAUGGACUCUGAGAAGGAGAAGGAUGUCGAGAUGAAGGAGUACAAGCGCGAGAAGGCCCUUUACGAAUCCCAAGUCCAAGACCUGUCCAAGCGCUCUCAGCACCACGACGACCACUUGCGCAUUGUCGACUCAUGGUUCACCCAGUUACUCGACGAGAUUAGAAUUCUGGUCGGCGACCUCGUCUCAGAUCAGGAACCUGAGGCUGGUGAAUUGUUCCGCUCAUCUCUGCUCUUCGACGACCACUCUCAAUUCGAGUCCCACCUCAAGAACCGCUCUUCCAAAAUAAAGGCUGCCAUCAAGGAUGUCUUUGGCAGGCUACCUGCUGCCGAGCCAGAAGUCAGGAGUUUGCAAGAAAGACUAGCCGCUCUUUUGGCUGCCGAGAAGGCCCAUCUCAUCGAGAGACAGAGAAUUGUUGGUGAGCGUGACCAGUUGUCAGAACGCUUGGAACAAGCAUCAUACCGUUACCUUCUUGCCGAAAAGAAACUCGAUCGCGCAAAGAGUGCCCAAGUACAAAAGCUCGAGCGUCAAGCAACCAUGGGCGGAGCCUCCGAGUCCAGCUCUUCAUCAGAAAAGAAAUCAACCAAGAACGAUGCUGUCGAGACCAACGGUGAUGUUGACAGUGCCGUUCAUGCAGCUGCAGAGACCGCGCGUAGGGAGGCUCUCGCUGCGUCAGAGAAAACGCAAGCUCCAAACCGAACAGCUCGAGGCCGAAAACAAACAGCUGACCGAANNGAAUUAACCUCCGCCAAGGUCCGGCUCACAUCACUAUCUGACGAGGAUUAUGCCAAAACGGACCUCUACAAACUGCUAAAAUCGCAACAUGAAGACGUAAUCAAACGUGUCAACGACCUCGAAGCUACUAAUCUGCAAUUACGCGAAGAAGCCCAAAGACUGCAGGCCGAAAGAACAUCAUACCGCAACAACAUGGAAGAGGAGUCACAGACGAACACCACCGACCUUGAAAGCCAAUUAGCACGCGCCGAAUUUGAUCUUGCCCGUAUUCGCAACGCGAGAGAUGAAUUAUCAGCCGAACUUUCUGUCCGUAAGGGAUCGCAGGAACAGAGCCAGGUGGCAUCGGAAUCAAUCAAGGAGCUGGCAGCUGCCCGAGAGACCCGUAUUGCUGCACUGGAGUCAGAAGUCGAACGUCUCAAGCUACAGAUCGGAGAGAGCACUGCGGCUUCGACUGAUGAGGCUCUGGAAGGCAUGUCCAUCGAAGAACUGAGAUCAAAACUCAAGACACUGGAGAAUCAAUACCUACUGCUUAACAACGAACUCCCCUCUAUGGAAGCCGCAUGGAAGAAGACUAAGAGCCUGGCAGAGAGAAAGAUAUCCGAGAUUUCAGAAUGGGAAGAACAGCGCACACGCAUCAACGCUGAAAAGGCGAAAGCUGAUCAAAAGUACUUUGCUGCAAUGAAGGCAAAGGAGGCCCGCGAGAACGAACUACGAACCCUCAAGGCGCAGAACGCAAAGAGUUCCGAGAUCGUGACUCAGCUAAAGGACGCCGAGAACAACAGCAGAUCUCUUAUUAUGAAUUUGGAGAAGCAGGUUUCCGAGUCCAAGGAUUCAUUGACCUCUAUUUCUCAGCAGAAUCGAACAAUGCAACAAAAGCUCAANNUUACCGACAUGAAGAAGUUGGUUACUUCGAAAGACGCUGCAUCUUCAGCAGCAGCAUCAGCGAAACGACAGGCCGAAGUCGAGCUGGAAGAAGUCAAGGUGCGCUUGGAGGACACCAAGAAAUCUCUUGACAACAUGAAGAAGAAGGGAUCCGNGACGGGAAACCUCAUCGCCAACCGAUCAAGGAAAUGCCCAUCUUGCGGCAAAGCAUUUGGCCAUGCAGAUCACAUGCCUAUUGUCCUGGCA
Messenger RNA from Aureobasidium uvarum, 2015 nucleotides. Lineage: Eukaryota; Fungi; Ascomycota; Dothideomycetes; Dothideales; Saccotheciaceae. The record is from the annotation of a GenBank genome assembly.